AUGGCGACAUUUGAUGCAACCGCAACCAGCGAACAGGUUAUCGAAACCUUCUCGUCGCAAAUCAAGGGCCGUACGUUCGUCAUUACCGGCGCAGGCCAGCCCAGCAUCGGGAGUCAAAUAGCUACUUCACUAGCCAAAGGCUCGCCUGCGCAUAUCGUCAUCGCGUCGCGGACAGAAAAGAAGGUCUUACCGGUACUGGAAAGCAUCAAAGCCAUCGAUAGCUACGUGAAAACAACAUUCGUACACGUGGAUCUAACAGACCAUGACUCGGUGCGGCAGGCUGCCACAGAAAUUCUCACAGCGGCACCCAAAAUCGACGUCCUUAUUAACAGCGCCGGUGUCAUGGCUAUCAAGGAAUAUACAAUUGACAAACAAGGUAUCGAAGCACAACUGUCUGCCAAUCACGUUGGCCACUUCCUAUUGACAAAUCUUCUCGUACCGGCUCUUCUGGCUGCGUUAUCCGAAACCGGUGCACCUCGCGUCGUCAAUCUCACCAGCUCUGGCUACCGCAUUACUCCUUUCCGAUUCCAUGACUGGAACUACUCAGACGGGAAAGAGUAUGACCACUGGACGGGGUAUGGCCAGUCUAAGACAGCUAAUAUCUUGUUUGCGUUUGGGUUGGCAAACCGACUGAAGUAUCGCGGCAUAACAUCAACGGCUGUGCAUCCAGGAUACAACGGCGAUACACAGCUAGGUAGCCACUUGAAUUUUGAAGAUUAUAGUGAUAUAAUUCCCAUUAUGAAGCGUAAUACCGGCAAAGACUUCGAGUUCGAGGAGCCCCGAUUCAAGACGUUUACCCAGAUUGCUGCAACGCCGCUUAUAGCUGCUCUGGAUCCGACCCUUCCUAGAAAGUCGCCGGCUUUUUUGCAGAAUAGCCGCAUUGCAGAAGUUGAGGAGCAUGCAUGCAAUGCAGACAGCGUCGAAAAGCUAUGGAAGCUGAGUGAAAAGCUCGUGGGACAGGAGUUUGAAUACUAG
Aspergillus tanneri is the source of this 975-nucleotide messenger RNA. RefSeq lists its product as uncharacterized. Lineage: Eukaryota; Fungi; Ascomycota; Eurotiomycetes; Eurotiales; Aspergillaceae. The record is from RefSeq and is a predicted model, not a curated record. Bases 1 to 975 code for a protein of 324 amino acids. The transcript has a single exon.